Biomphalaria glabrata is the source of this 2481-nucleotide messenger RNA. RefSeq lists its product as uncharacterized. The coding region runs from base 1 to 2082 and encodes 693 amino acids. Lineage: Eukaryota; Metazoa; Mollusca; Gastropoda; Planorbidae. The transcript is spliced from 5 exons. The record is from RefSeq and is a predicted model, not a curated record. Gene Ontology annotation, molecular function: growth factor activity; cytokine activity. Gene Ontology annotation, cellular component: extracellular region. Gene Ontology annotation, biological process: SMAD protein signal transduction.
AUGAUUUGUCUAUCGUUGAGCCAUUUUACAUUAAUCGUUUGUUUAUUAACUAAUACAAUUACCCACGUUACUGGAUUGAAAAUCCAAUCCUCCAGUAAAAACAAAUAUUCUACAACCACUGGUCGACUUUUCAAACGCACGCAUUCGGCCCCAGCCCAAGAAAUCAACCAGUAUGAAAGCACUGUGCACAAGGAAUCCAACAAAGAUGAGCUUAGUGAGGACAACGUCACUACACCAGGUAGCGCUGUAGUCCAAUCAGGUGGCGCUGUAAUCCAAUCAGGUGGCGCUGUAGUCCAACCAGGUGGCGCCGUAGUCCAAUCAGGUGGCGCUGUAGUCCAAUCAGGUGGCGCCGUAGUCCAACCAGGUGGCGCCGUAGUCCAAAGUCAACUGGAAAGAGAAAACGUAACAGAUAAAUACGAACAACAAGUGAAGAAUGUGUCAAUGAAAGAUAUUGGUUUUACAAAAUCAAAAACUGUGGAAGAUAAUUUAAAAAAUAAUAAUUUUACUUUUCAUGAAAUGGAUUUCGACUACGAGACUGAUAUGUCGAUGACAGAUCAUGUCUUUAAAGGGAAUAGAGAUUUGCCCAACGAGCCUGACUUAAAUGAAAAUAAACUAUUACAUGAUCAAGAUAAGAAAACCAGUGACAACAAAAAGACGAAAGAAGAGUAUAAGAUUAGGAUGAACGAAACUACACCAUUAAGAAAGUUAAAUUCUACACUUGCACUUGCUAAAACUGAGUCUUUGGAUUCCAAUAUCUUAAAUGACAGCUUAGAAAUAACUCAUGAAACUUUAGUCACAACCAACAACAUGCUUCAAGUGUCAGUCGACCAGAAGGAAUUGAAUGGAAAUACACCGGACCCAUUUUGUCCUUCUUGUAAGAAACCCAAGGAUUUAAACACAAUGACAAAUCAAAACCUAACAACGUUUGAAUCGCCCAACAGUACAAACACUACAACACAAAAAAGUUCCCUUACAUUUCGGGAAUUUGAGCCUGCCAACUCUGUCCAUCCAUCGGAAGAACCAAUCGUGAAAGAAAAAUACCCAGAUGAUAGUGCAGACUGUCCCCACUGUGGAAGUCAGGGACUCACUGAGGACAAUAUUAAAAGUAUAAGAUUAAAUUUCUUUUCCAAGGUCCUUCGGCAAAAACUCCGUCUGAGCAACAAGAAUUUAUCUGACGUAAGUGAGAUGACUGAGCGAAAACUACCGAAGUUACCCAAAGAUGUAAAGGAGAAAAUGUUCAGAGACGAGCGGCAAUUGGAGGAAAAGUAUGAAUUUUAUGCAAGAGACGAAGAAGUUGUUAUCACAGGAGAUUACGUUGGCCACGAGUGCAUCAAGAUGAAUGCCAAUGCCACCGGUUGCUACACAUUCGAUCUUACUGGGAAAAAUGUAAAACGCGGUAUAAAGUCAGCCUUCCUCUGGUUCUUCAAGUCGAAAGAUAGAAAUGACAUGCAAAAACAUGAGAUACUCUUACAUGAGCUUGGCAUACGACGAAGUGGUCGCCUCAAAGAGAAAAGCCUCAUAGCUCGCAUGGAGAUCUACGCCAAGGAUGGAUGGAUUAGCCUGGACCUAAGUAUUCAAGUCAAAAAGUGGGUCGAUCAAGGAGGUGACAAAAAGAUACUUGCCAUCAAGUGCAGCACGUGCGCCACUCAACAUUACAAGGCUUUGUAUGGGGUCAAGGAAGGCUACAAACCAGUCUUGGUCGUCACAUAUCUUAAACCUAGGAAAGAGAGGCGAGACAAAAGAGACUCUGAGACAUGCGACCCUCGAUCAAGGUGCUGUAAGCGACAACUGGAUGUAGACUUUAAUGCCGUGGAUCUGAAUUACAUCAUCCAACCAAGGACUAUGUCCAUCGGCUACUGUUUUGGCUAUUGUGACGGUAUGGAUCAGUUGAUGUACAACCACACUGCUGUUAUACAGAGUAUGCGCUGGUCUUCCCCGCUGAGUGGUUCUCUGAGAGAGCAACUGAAGCCCUGCUGUGUACCAAUACAACUGAAGGACUCGUUCAUCAUUACCGCUGAAAAUGGCGUCGUCACAAGAAAACUUCUGCCUAACGUCAUGGUAGAAAAAUGCGGUUGUAUGUAAAACUUGUAGAAGAGUAAGUCUGUGGUGUUCUCUGCGGGCGAAUGGUGUUCAAAUCUUACUUGUCUGCAUUGGGCUUUUAAAUUGUUCUCUAGUUGAUGACUACUAGGCUGUUGCCGAGAAUUAUGACGCUAGAGUUGCAUUAAGAACUGUUCAAGUGGAAUGCUUGUUCUAUAUUUAAACUUACUUAUUGGCUACACGUCAAUGUUGUCUAAUUAUAGAUUAAUACCUUCACUCUUAUCAGAGACAUUUUGUAGACCAGGUCAAGCAAUGCAUAUGUAAUGUCUAUAUGCAGUGUACUAUCACCAAGGAUUGUUGUUAGUAACAUGGAUUGUUGUUAGUAACGUGUAUUGUUGUUAAUAACAUGUAUUUGUGCAUUGAAUAAAAAUGAGUUUUGUUUGA